UUUUUCGUCUGCAGACAAUAUACAUCGAGCUGAAAGCGCUGUUGCAAACGUUCACCAUUUUCAAUUUCAAAUGAGAAAUGCCUCGAAACUAUAAAACUCCUCCUGGGACAAGGCAGUAUGGGACCAAGUCGGCAUACACCGUCCAGAUGUUGGAGGCCGCGAUCGAAGAGAUUAAGAGUGGAAGAAUAGGACAGCGCGAAGCUUCCAGGAAAUACAACAUCCCACGACAAACACUAAUCAAUAAAUUAAAUAAUAAGCACACCAAGACACCAGGUAAACCAGUAGUAUUUAGUAAAGAGGAGGAAGACUGCUUCGUUGAUCACAUUAUCCACAUAAGUAAAAUGGGCAUUCCAAUUGGAUUGUAUGACUUGAGACUGAUAAUUAAGGGGUACCUUGACUCAAUAAAUAAGAAAGUGCAGUGUUUCCAAAAUAAUGUUCCAGGCUACGAGUGGGGGAAAAGUUUUCUUAAUAGACAUAAGAUUGCAAUAAAAGAAUGCUUUGCAAGAAACAUAUCACAAAAACGUGCUGCAGUUAAUGAAGCUAUAAUAAACAAUUUCUUUGACAACUUCGAAAAGGAGAUUGAAAAUGUGCCAGAAUCCAACAUUUUCAAUAUGGACGAGACUGGUUUCCAUGACAAUCCUGCAUCAAAAAAAUUAUUAUUUCCAAGAUCUUUGCGUCACCCUGAAAAGGUAUUAAAUCAGACAAAAACAUGCUAUACAGGUGUAUUCUGUGGGAGUGCAAGUGGGGAACUUCUCCCUCCUUAUUUCAUUAUGAAAGGGAAACAUAAGUGGGGUGAUUGGCUUCUGAAUGCUUCACCAGGAGCAAGAAUGAAUAUCACUGACAGUGGGUGGAUGGAGCAGGAAGUUAUGGAGGAUUGGCUGAAAAUAUGUAUUUACCAUGGCUACGGAAGAAUAACAUAGUUGGAAAAAAAUUCUAAUUUGUGAUAACUUGUCAGCUCAUAUUAGUAUUAAGUCUUUGAAAAUGUGCACAGAGAAUGAUAUCUCAUUUCUGACUUUCCCUGCAAAUGCAACACAUUUGUUACAACCGUUGGACCUCAGUUUUUUUGGGUCCCUGAAAUCUCAAUGGAGAAUUGUUUUAUCGGAAUGGAGAAAUACUCCAGAUGGCAAGAAAAAAGUGGCUUUGCCUAAGAGCACUUUUGUUGCCUUAGUUAGGGAAACUCUCAAUUUAGGCAGCCACAAUGUACAAGACAUUGUGAAAAAAGGUUUUGAGAAAGGUGGUCUUUGCCCAGUGAACCGGAACAAAGUAAUUGACAGUCUCCCUCUUUAUGCCAGAGAUGAAACAAAUAUAGUGGAUAAUGUAAGUGAUGAAUUCCAAAAGUAUCUGGAAAGCAUCAGGGAAAAGAUUUAGGGAUAAAGAGAGUGGAAAAAAUUAAAAUUCCCUCAGAGCCAGGAAAAAGUAUCUCUGCAGAAGAGGUUGAACAUUAUUAUAAAGAAAAAGAAAAAGAAAAGGAUCAAAAGAAAAAACAGAAAGAAGAAAGAAUCAAGAAAGCAGAGCAGAAGAGAAAUGAAUGUGUGGCACGAGCAAGAUUUGGUCCUAGAACCAGAGGAGGACUUCGACGACACAGCCAGGGUACAAUGAGACGUUUAUUGGAAAAUCAAGAUAUAAAUUGUGAAGAAGAUACCAGCCCAACUAUUCAAGAUCCCAAUCUACCAUCUACUUCUGUGUUUCCAAAAGCAGUUGAAUUGAAUAAAGAGGAAAGUUUAUCUAUUGCAGUAUUGGAAACGGACAUUCUUGUUGAUGACUUUGUAGUUGUUAAAUAUAAUGACAGAUUGUUCCCAGGAAAAGUAAAAGAAAUUAAUUUAAUGGUCGAUACUUCUAAUACAUACAAAGUAAGCUGUAUGUCAAAAAAAGGUAAUUAUUGGGUUUGGCCAGAUAGAAAUGAUGAACUAUGCUAUGAAAGAGAAGACGUGGUUAAAAAAAUUGACUCUGAUUUUAUUAAAUUAAUAAUAAAAGGGGAAUGUUUGAAAUAAAGAGAGACUAUUGUAUUCAGAGGAGGAAUUUGAACUGUACUGAGUUAAGCUGUAGACCUAUUAUGGGGGAAAAAUACCAUUGUACUGAUAUAAAAACUUCACAGUGACUUACCUUUAUAUAUUUUGCCAUGUAAACUUUUACUAAAUGUCUUUUUUUAUAAAUUAAAAUUCAUUCAUUAUUUAAAAAGUAGUGUUUUUCAUUUAGAAAACCAUUUGGUCUAUUUUGUUUGUUCAUAAAAUUAUCAAUUAGAAUGCUACAUAAAUGUUUUAUACUCACAUAUGAAAAGUAUAUAUACAAAUUCAUAUUGUACAUAUGCUCAAUUUACUAUUUUUUUAUAAAUUUAUCCUUUACAUUUAGAAUAAAAACUAUAGUAGGAAGUGGAAGACUCAUUAUUUCUCUUCAUAUUCAAGUUAUCAAUAGUUAUGCCAGUAAAAUGUGAAUUAAUUUAGCAGUGAUUUAAAUAUAAAAUCCAUGCCUUGGUACAAAGUAACCCCAAAUGCAAGUAUAACUUUGUACCACCACUUUGAGUGAAAUUAAUAGAGUAAUAUUGCUCUAUUGUAAUUAAAAGUGGCUUUAAUGGGUAGAUAUCAUAUUUUGCUUCCAGAAACAUUACAAUAAAAGUAAUUAAUGAUUAAUUGGUUCUUAUUAUGUUGUAAAAAUUUGGAAAAGUGGUACAAAGUUACCCCAAUUGAC
Nilaparvata lugens (brown planthopper) is the source of this 2685-nucleotide messenger RNA. RefSeq lists its product as uncharacterized. Gene Ontology annotation, molecular function: DNA binding. NCBI's taxonomy places the organism in Eukaryota, Metazoa, Arthropoda, Insecta, Hemiptera, Delphacidae. The transcript has 2 exons. The coding region runs from base 78 to 920 and encodes 280 amino acids. The record is from RefSeq and is a predicted model, not a curated record. Gene Ontology annotation, cellular component: nucleus.